GGUCUCUUUUAUUCUUUUAAACAGCAGUCUUGAACGGUAACAAAGCACAACAAUGUUUCAUCUAGCUGACUAUCUAGCAAACAUACGUAUCGGCGAGCACGAGUCCUCCAAUAGAGGGGGAUAUAUUACAACGGGUUUCACAGGUCCAGCACAUAAUAGUGCGAUAUCGGCAGCCUCUCAACACCUCUUUCUGGACGACAGUGAUGAAGAGAGCAAUGAAGGCAUCCAGGAAGUUAGCCAUGGAAUACACAGUGCUAGUCCUUCAGUGGAUCUUUUUAUUGAACACCUCUACCAGAUCGUCAGUGACCCAGAAACCAACUACUUUAUACUAUGGAGAAAGGAUGCGCGUGGUGUGCAUAUGCGCCAAUGUUCGGAUAUUGUCGCCAAUCUAAUGGGGCUUGGGUUUACUCGCCAUGCGCUUCCCACAAGGAGCGCUGUUGUUGAAGAGCACCAAAGGGUCGUUUACUCACAUCCAUGGUUCAAGAGAGAUAUGCCAGAUCUUUUGUCUAGGAUUACAGGCCACUGGGGCCUCGAUGACCAGGGAACUCCAUGGUUUCGUCUUUGAAUACUGACUAAUUUACUGUAUUUCUGUUAUUAUACCCUUCACGUAGUUCUACUUACAAUAUAUCUACUGUUUCAGAUAGUAUAAUCGAUAUAGACAUAUAGACAUAUCUUUAUCUUUACCUAUAUAUAAGAUUUUAUAGUCCAAAAAGUGUCCGACUGUCCGCUAGAAAUUAUUUAAUUGGUUAAAAAA
Messenger RNA from Linderina pennispora, 754 nucleotides. RefSeq lists its product as uncharacterized. The transcript is spliced from 3 exons. NCBI's taxonomy places the organism in Eukaryota, Fungi, Kickxellomycota, Kickxellomycetes, Kickxellales, Kickxellaceae. The record is from RefSeq and is a predicted model, not a curated record. Bases 53 to 565 code for a protein of 170 amino acids.